AUGCUCUGGUGCCUUCCAUUGCCUUUCAAUGCCCUGGUGGUGUUCUAUCUGUCGCUAGCCACCUCUGUGAGCGCCGCCAGCGACCAGACGAGUCUCGUCGACGGCGCGUCCAGAAAAAGAGGGUAUCUCAAUGGUGACCUGAUCCCCGUCAGCUGCCUAAAUCGGACCAUUGAUACCGGCGAACAUAUCACCGAUGCCCAUGGCAAUCUGCAAUAUAUUCCAUUUCCGACAUGUAACGAGACGAACCAGCCGCUGUCCUUCCUCUACAACACUCCUCAGACGCGGACCUGCACCAUCGAUGCCCUCCCCGACGAACUCUACCAUCUAUUCGAAUUCUUCGUCCACAGCGAUGUUCCCUUGACAUGUCGCGUCCCAUCGUACCCCUUAUCUCAGGAAGAGCUGGGCAUCACUUCGUCCCUCCCAGACGUCGACGGCACGGGCGCUGAUAAAACUCUUUGGACACCGUUCACAAUUGCGCUGCAGGGGACGCUGCAAUUGUCUCACCUCCACCUCCACACCAACAUCAACGUCCUUUUUCAUAUGUCGCAAGAGCCGGAGUCGUCCAAGGCCGAUGCUGGAUCGCACUUGAUUGCAUCCGCCGCAUAUUCUCUUCCCAACACCACCUCUUCAGCGCCGGUCGAAGGGACCAAGAUCAUCCGCAACGAGCCUAUGAUGCUUACCUUCAAUGUUGGCUGGAUCGACGGUGCUGUCUUACCUGGGAUGGUCGGCCGGCCUGUGUUGGGAGUUAGAGACCACAGCAUUGGGUUUUCAUUGUUGAGUUUCUUCGCGCUGGCCGCCAGUGCUGGGAUUGGCGCAAUGUCCAUGCUGAUAUACGAAAGGCGGAAGAGUGGUAGGAGCGGAAUCUAUGGCAACGGAUUACUUGGUGGCAAUGUUGGAAAUGGUGUGGCGAGAGGGUCAGGCUAUGGCGGAUAUGGCGGUUAUAGCAGCAGUUUCGGCAAAAGAGACUGA
Molecule: messenger RNA, 969 nt
Organism: Capronia coronata CBS 617.96
Lineage: Eukaryota; Fungi; Ascomycota; Eurotiomycetes; Chaetothyriales; Herpotrichiellaceae
Exons: 3
Coding region: 1-969 (322 amino acids)
Source: RefSeq, a predicted model, not a curated record